UAGGUCGCAGAUAAGGGUAUUUUCUUCACGUCAUUCGAUAAGAUACCAGAGACAUGAAGUGGUGUUUCUUGCUGUUCCUCGUCGCAGCCGUCGAGUCACUGUUUCUGCAGAAUUACGGAUCCUGUAAGAACCGUUGUUUUACCCCGAACGACUACAAUAAGCCGUGCCAGUGCGACUCUGACUGCGAGUCCUUCAACAACUGCUGCGGCGACUUCUGGAGGCUGUGCAGAGGGUCUGAGUAUGGGUUGGUGGUCACCCAAGCUGAACUGAACACAUUCGCCCAGCAGUUGUGGGAUAACGAUGUCAACAGGAUAAACAGCUCCCUCUACACACUCAGCUACCAAGGGCAGACAACUCAAAAUGAAGAAACCGACAUGGCAACGGACAAACUGUUUAAGCCUGUCGAUGGCCAACUGGACGCCCUGCUAUCCAUGGCCAAUUCUACAUAUGCGCUGUUUAUCCAACUACUUGACAACUACGAACUGAACGUACAGCAGUCCGAACACCGUCCCCUGGUAGAGAUUCAAGAGGAGGACGCUUUCUGGGCCGUGGCGUCCCAAACAAGGGUCAUGCAGCUCGCCUCAAAGUUCCUCCUCGAUAACGGGUUCAUCAAAGCAGAUCAACACGCAUUCCGGGCUGUGAUCAAUGAGAUGUGGUUCGAGUUGUACAGAGGGCAUUCCGCCUUGCUGCACAGGCACAAGAGUAGUGGCUUUGAGCACAUCAUGAUCGGAGAAAAGUUGAAAAACACGCACAACAUGCAACACAACAUUUCGAAUCACAUCAUUGGGUUGAACAACUGGAUACAGUUCUACCUUCUGGAGAAGGCGGAGGUUGUUGAUUACCACGGCUAUCUGUCCUACCUCCAGGACCCUCCUAUGGUGAGUGUUCAGUUCCUGUGGAAUGAUGCCAUGGCGAGGAUGAAGAAGUUCUUUGUUGGAACAAGUCCCGAGUUUGACAUGGCGCUGUACACUGUGUGUGGCCUUGCCCGCCCAGACAAGCAGUGUGCCGUGACCAUCAACGGCCAGAACAUCACCAUCAAGGCGUCCACUGCUCGCCACGAAUCGAUCCUCCAGCUUACAGGAGCUGUACCCUCCUUUACAAGCAGCGUCUGAUCGAUGAUGCCAGACCCGUGUAGCUUUUGAUGAAGCCAAAAUAAAUGACACAACGUGUUGCAUGAUUGUGUUUAUUAGC
Molecule: messenger RNA, 1191 nt
Organism: Haliotis rufescens (red abalone)
Lineage: Eukaryota; Metazoa; Mollusca; Gastropoda; Lepetellida; Haliotidae
Product: poly(U)-specific endoribonuclease-B-like
Exons: 6
Coding region: 54-1112 (352 amino acids)
Molecular function (GO): RNA endonuclease activity
Source: RefSeq, a predicted model, not a curated record